UUAUAAAGAAAAAAAACAAAACAAAAACAAAAAACUUGGUCAACACACAUCAAACGAAAGCAGUGACAUCACAAAUGAAAUUCUUAAUUAAGUUAUGCAUUUAUCCAUGUCAUUAAACAUAAAUUUAUUCUUUGUCUUUUUGACUUAGAAAUUAAUAGAGCCAUCUACAAAAUGCAAAUCCAACAACAAUGCAAAAAGCAUUUAAUCAGAUCGAGACCAACCCUCCAAAAUUAAACUUCUGCUUGAAAAUUAAGUCGAACUUCUAGUAACAAAGGAAGACGGGAUUAUAUUAUAUCGUUUCCUUAUUACUUUGACCGUCCACAAAUACUAAUAACCAUGCCGGACGAGCUGGUGCUGCUGGAUCAGUGGGCUAGUCCAUUCGCCUUGAGGGUCAAUAUUGCACUACAAGAAAAAGGCAUAACAAAUUAUGUAUCCCAAUAUGAAAAUUUGCAUGCCAAAAGCUCACUUCUUUUAGAUAUGAACCCGGUUCAUAAUCAAGUUCCGGUGUUAAUACAUGAUGGAAAACCGGUUUGCGAGUCACUCGUAAUCUUGGAGUACAUUGAUGAAGUUUGGAAUGACAAGUCUUGUAACUUGUUGCCUGCUGAUCCUUAUGAGAGGGCUCGAGCUCGGUUUUUGGCUGAUUAUUUCGAUAUUACGUUUAGCACCUUUCUUAGCAAGAUAUGGACUCAAAAAGAAGUAAUUGAGUAUGAUGAAAAGAAGGAUUUCAUAAAUUUUCUCAAGUUGUUUGAAGAAGAGCUUGCAGACGAGCCUUAUUUUGGAGGAAACAAUUUUGGAUACUUGGACGUCGCACUAAUUCCAAACUAUAAUUAUAUUUGCACCUAUGGGAUGUUCACUAAAUUGGACAUAUUAGCUGAAUGUCCAAAACUUAAUGCAUGGGCUAAGAUAUGCAUGGAGAGGAAUAGUGUUAAAAAGUAUGUACCAAAUGAGCUCAAAAUCUAUGAAUAUGUUCAUGAAAUAAGGAAGAGACUCCUUGGAAUAGAUUGAAGAUGGGCAUACAAUUUAAACUUGAAUCCUAAUAUUAUUGACAUUUAUUUUGUUGUUGUCUGUAUUAUAUAUUAUUCUCAUUUUUAUUGUGUUAGUAUUUUGUUUUGUUUGGUCUUUCUUGUAACUUAACUUUUUAUAAUAUCUGUUUAGCUUUCUUUA
This is a messenger RNA of Chenopodium quinoa (quinoa), 1164 nucleotides long. RefSeq names its product probable glutathione S-transferase. Bases 337 to 1005 code for a protein of 222 amino acids. NCBI's taxonomy places the organism in Eukaryota, Viridiplantae, Streptophyta, Magnoliopsida, Caryophyllales, Amaranthaceae. The record is from RefSeq and is a predicted model, not a curated record. Gene Ontology annotation, cellular component: cytoplasm. Gene Ontology annotation, molecular function: glutathione transferase activity. The transcript is spliced from 2 exons. Gene Ontology annotation, biological process: glutathione metabolic process.